Molecule: messenger RNA, 1583 nt
Organism: Athene cunicularia (burrowing owl)
Lineage: Eukaryota; Metazoa; Chordata; Aves; Strigiformes; Strigidae
Exons: 10
Coding region: 174-737 (187 amino acids)
Source: RefSeq, a predicted model, not a curated record
CGGGCCCAUCCCCAGAGCCCCGCCCACCGUUCAUGAGCUGUCUGUUGGGAUGGGGCCAUUGGUCAGUUGGAGCCGACAGCCCCCAGCGCCGGCAGCACGGAGCUGUGCUGGCCCGGAGCGGCACUGGGAGGAGGCAGGGUCUGGCCUAGCAGCGCUGACCGGGCUCUGGCAAGAUGCUUCCCAUCGUUGCUGUCCCCGGCUGGGCUGCGUCCUUGGUGCAUAGCAAGGGUCCUCCUGUCCCAGGCAGGAUGGGCCAGGCCAACGGCUGCUGCGGCUCCAGGGACGCUCUCGCCGACGCAGAGCCAGUGCUGAGCGCAGACGUGCAGCUGACCUGGGGCUGCAAGAGGAGCGAGAGGCACCUUCUCCUCCUCCAGGAUGAACUGAGGUGGCACCACCCUGCGCCCACAGCUCCGCCUGGCCCUGGACCAGCUGUGGGUGCUGAGCGACGGGAAGGAGACGGCAUGGGAGGAAGCGGCGGAUGGUGUCGGCAGCCUCGAGAGGAGCUCCCUCCUCUUCCUCUGGCCCAGGGGCUCCUGCACUGCCGCUUUCGGCUCCCGGGUGCUGAAGGAGCUUUGGUUGCACAAAUUGCUGGGGACACCCAAUGGAAGCAAGAAGCCCCGAGUGACCCUCGUCCUGUCACUCAAGCUCCUGGAGAAGGAGCAGAGCUGCCGCCAUGCUUGCAGGCUGCUCAGCACCAGGAGCCUGGAGAAGCUGGUGGAGAUCCAGUCAGAGGCUGAUGUCAAGGAAGGGCCUCCGACAGCCCCGUCGAGCAGUGAGGGAGGACUUUGCCGCUCACCAGGUUGGGCAGCCUGAGGAAAGAUGUCAGCUGGAGGAGAAAGGACAGUGCCGGGCAGUGGCCGCUGGAUGUGGUUCUGCGGGGACACAGGGCCUCUGCUGCUGCCCACAGCCUGGAGGAGGACAAAGCCAGGGCUGGGCCAGACUGUCCUGGGAACAUGCCGGCUCUCAGGAGCCCCCAAGCUGGAGCUGUUGAGCUGAAGCCACGGUUCCAGUUGCCAGUCCCUGCCCACCCUGCCACACCGCUCAGCACUGUGCUGAAGGCAGGUCACGUCAGGGUAGGGUAGGCUCUGGAAGCGCUGGCCCGGCGGCACCCACUGACAAACUCUUGCUCUCUUUUCCUUUGCAGCAGGAGGAACCAGCAGCAGCAGCAGGAGGAGGAGGGGGCUGCCCUGGCCCUUUGCUCUGUGGCGGAGCCUGGCCACUGCCCUGGCGCCAGGGCAGGUGGGCUCUGGCUGCAGCAGGGCGCUCUUUGGGCAGCCUCUGGCAGCCCUCUGUGGGGAGGAUGGCACGCUGCCCCAGCCCAUCCAGGAGCUGCUGGCCGUGCUGCAGCAUGAAGGGCCAUCGACGGAGGGAAUAUUCCUCAGAGCUGCCAGCAGGACAGCGCUUCGAGAGCUGUGGGAGGCCCUGGACCACGGUGCAGAUGUUGACAUGGGAAGCCAGCCUGCGCUGCUGCUGGCCGCCAUCCUGAAGGAAUUUCUCCAGAGCAUCCCCUACACUCUCCUCAUGAUCGAGCUCUACGAGGACUAGAUGGCGGUGAUGCAGAAGGCCAGCAGGGAGGAGAAGAU